AUGUCAGCAACAAAUGCCUUGCCUCCAGGAGGACCAUCGAAUGCACCCCAGGCUUUACUGUGGUCCUACGAACUCAAUCGCGAGAACAAGACCCUCAUCGAAGAUAUCCACGCCGUGAAGGAACAACUUCUCGCUAUCGAAGAGCACUCUCGCAACCUCGGACAAUAUCUGAAAAGCCUCACCAACUUUGUCAAUACACUUGACCGCACCAAGGGAUCCAACUACAUUAAUACAGAGGAGGGUCUGCUGCACCUUGGUCAACAGCUCAAGGGCACCGUGCUACCUCUCUGCGACUCUGAUCAGAGCCUCGUGGACAAGAACAAGGCUCUGGUAAAGUGCAUCACGGAGCUCGAGACUAUCUGCAACAAGACGAGUACACCCACCGACGCAUCCACUCUUCAACAUGCCUCUGUCACCACGGAGCCCGACCAUGGUCCUCAUGCACAGACAUUCAUGCACAGCCCUGGAUCCCUUCCAAUCGUGAUCGUCCAUGGACCACCGCACUCUGAGCAACGCCCCUCCUGGCUCCACAUGGAAACUACCAUGACCCUUGAAACAAUGAAGCAGGAAGACCGGUCCCUUGAACUCUACUACGACGAAGCAAACUAUUUGCGACGCCAGAUGCGCCCUACGGUUGCUCAAGACGAGAUUCUCGUCAAGACAUUCAUCGAAGGCUGUGACGAUAGACUUUCCCGUCGACGCCUUACCCACGCCGUGCGAAACGGCAAUAUGACCUGGACCCGGCUUGGCCAUGAAGUCCAACACCUGCUAAAUGAAGAGGAGUAUAUGGAGAACCAGAAGUAUGCUCUCGCACACAGGAAUGGAAACGGCUCGGUUAUGUGGCCGGAUGGAUCGGUGAAGCACAGGUUCAUUGCUUGGCUGCCUUUCACUGAGUCAGACCUCACUACUUCUGAGGAGGAUAUGUCGUCUUCCGAUGAGGAUUCGAAGGCCAAGAGCAUCUGA
Molecule: messenger RNA, 963 nt
Organism: Penicillium cinerascens
Lineage: Eukaryota; Fungi; Ascomycota; Eurotiomycetes; Eurotiales; Aspergillaceae
Exons: 1
Coding region: 1-963 (320 amino acids)
Source: RefSeq, a predicted model, not a curated record